Pelobates fuscus (common spadefoot toad) is the source of this 3547-nucleotide messenger RNA. RefSeq names its product heparan sulfate glucosamine 3-O-sulfotransferase 3B1-like. The record is from RefSeq and is a predicted model, not a curated record. The coding region runs from base 197 to 1201 and encodes 334 amino acids. NCBI's taxonomy places the organism in Eukaryota, Metazoa, Chordata, Amphibia, Anura, Pelobatidae. Gene Ontology annotation, molecular function: [heparan sulfate]-glucosamine 3-sulfotransferase activity. The transcript is spliced from 2 exons.
UUGUAUCACUGGAUGUAUGGGCUCCAUGCUGCGCUGCCAGGGCUGAGUCCUGGGAAUGUGCAGCUGGACCCUGGCUGUUAGUUCUAGGAUUAGAAUCCUGUGAAUUCCCACAAGGAAGGAUUUGGGCCCCCUGGAUGUGCUUUAGGAUGCAGCUGUGGAAGAAGGACCCUGGCUGGCGGUGCUGAAUGAUGUCCCUAUGGAUGCCACCCCCGUGUCCCCCUUGAGAAGAAGACUUCUCCUGCCGAUCGGCACCAUGAUCUUCCUCUGCCUCUACAUGUUCUACUCCUGCACUGGAUCCUGUACCUCCCUGCCCAGCUCCGGCCCCCCUGGACAGCCCGGGCUCCUCUCCCAGCUCCUGCUCAGACCGCAGCCCAGAGCUCCCGGGGAGGAAGGGAGCUCCAUCUCUACCCUGUACAACGGAUCUGGCAGCAAGAAGCUCCCCCAGGCCAUCAUUAUUGGGGUGAAGAAAGGAGGCACCCGGGCUCUGCUGGAGUUCCUGAGAGUGCACCCCGAUAUCAGGGCGGUGGGAGCUGAACCCCACUUCUUCGAUAGGAACUAUGACAAAGGACUGGACUGGUACAGAGAAUUAAUGCCAAGGACUUUGGAUGGUCAAAUCACUAUGGAGAAGACUCCUAGCUAUUUUGUCACCAAGGAGGCCCCAGCCAGAAUUGCGGCCAUGUCCAAGGAUGCUAAGCUCAUAGUGGUGGUGAGGAACCCUGUAACUAGAGUCAUCUCUGACUAUACACAAACCCUCUCCAAACGGCCGGACAUCCCUUCAUUUGACAGCUUGACUUUCAAAAACAGGACUACAGGUCUCAUAGACACGUCAUGGAGCGCCAUUCAGAUCGGUAUUUACGCCAAGCACUUGGAGAACUGGCUCCAGUACUUUCCCAUGAGCCAGAUCCUCUUUGUUAGUGGGGAAAGACUCAUCACGGACCCUGCUGGGGAACUUGGACGUGUUCAGGAUUUCCUGGGCCUUAAGAGGAUCAUUACCGACAAACAUUUCUAUUUCAAUAAGACUAAAGGCUUCCCGUGUUUGAAAAAAGCAGAAGGGAGCAGCAAACCUCACUGUUUAGGGAAAACGAAGGGUAGGACCCAUCCCACUAUCAAUCCGGAGGUGGUGCAGAGACUGCGAGAAUUCUAUAGACCAUUUAAUAUGAAGUUCUACCAAAUGACUGGGCACGACUUUGGCUGGGAAUGAAAGCCUUUCAAAGUCCUAGUGUUAUGUGAAGUAAACGCAUAUUUAUAUAUGUGUAUGUAAAAAUGUACAGAGAUCUAUUUUAUUAUAAUUUAUUUGUAAUUUUUAAGCAAUUAAUUCACUAAGCUGCCUAACCACGCAGUCUCUUGUUUGCCCAUAGUGUUAACAUUCCAUCAAGUUUAACUUAAUUCUGGGCCAGAGAGGAUUGCAUCCAGUUGCAAAUGGUUGCAGAGGACCCCCCAAAGGCAUCUUACGGGUCCGUCCUCCUCAUUAAUACUUCAGCUAAUGGUGCUCUUGAUGCAGUCAUUUACUAUAAAAAAGAAAAGCACAAUGAUGUUGUUAUUUGUUAUGUUUACGGGUAUUUAACUAUUUCUCAAAAUGUCUUUAUUGGGUUCCCUGUGUCAUCUCAACUUCAUUUACUUGAUGAAUUGGGCAUUGUUAGUAUCGAAGUUUUAAAUCCAAUGCUUAGAAGGUUACAGAUACUCAGUGGUAGAUUCCAAACUCCACAGCAGAUGGUAAAAUGUCUAACUGUAUUACUUUCCGGAUAAUCUGGAUUUAUACCACCUAGAAACAACUUUGGGUAGGUGAUCUGAUCUGUUGUGUACUUGUUUUCCAUCAGGAAAGAAGAAACCGAUCCUUACUUGAAAGGUUUUUGGUUUGACAGAUCUUGUUUUCAGAGCUGUGGAACAUCUUGCCUGUCUCACAGAUUGUCCUUAAUUGUAUUCGUCUAUAAUAGCCACAAAAUUGAGAAAUUCUGUUUGUAGCCCUAACACGAAUUAGGAAAGUGCUAUGACAACAUCCUAGCCACAAAGGUGACCAGACCUUAAGAAUCUACCAAUCAAAAACAUCCGUAAGGGUGUCAAAGUCUGUUUUUGAAAGUUUUUGUUAAUCAUAGAUGAGAAUUGGGACCACAGCCACAGAGACUAGAGGAAAGCCCUAAGUAAUGUCCAUGUCUUCCAGUAGCAAAAAGAAAAAUGGAACUUUACUGAAAUUUAGAAAGUAACAGUAAUUUUGUUUAUGCAUCCAUUUUAAGAGACUCAACUUAUGUAUUAUAACGCACCCGUACAACCAUCUAGAGUAGUCAACUCAGAACCAUUACAUACAUCUGAAAGGUGUUGGAUAGAGGUUGUGUUACAAAGUUUUAGUACACAAAUCAUAAAAUGGCCUAAAUUAAGCCAGGGUGCCUUGAUGUUUACAUUUGUGUAGUCAUCCUGCACUAGAAGGGUGGCCAAACGUUAGACCCCAGCUGUUGUAGUUCUACCAAUAGCAAGAUGCUCUGGCAGCUUUAAGGCUGCAAAGGGUACAUAGGGGUGACAAUUUUAUCCUUCCUACAUUUCAGUGCCACAUAACUUUGCACAUUGUCUGUGACUCCUAAUAUGAGGAUUAUUGGCUGUUGUGAUCUUGCCUUUGUUACCUAUCAAAAACCCAAGGAAAUAGCCAAGAGUAACUUUGUUUUAACUCAUGUUUAUUGAUGGCUAGUUAGCAUUUUUAUUCACUGCUGCUAAAAAUGUUGUUUUUUUUGUUUGUAUUUUUUAAAUUAAAAUGGCUAUGCAGAUAUCCGUAGAAAGUGUUUUUAAGGGGACUUGAGCCAUAAUGAAAGCAUUUGCUUAUAUUGAAUAUCUAAUGUUCUAAUUCACAAGCCUUAUUAAUUUCUAGACUUCCGAAAAGGUGCAGAUAUAAGAUCGGCGCUAGUGAUCAUUCUUCAAAAUACUGUCCUACUCAAUAUAUCCCGAUAAAAAUGCUUAAGCACAUGUUUUCAUUAUGGCGUGGGUUCCCCAAUUAAUAUACACAUAUUCAAACACGGCAAACAGGUGAAAAUGCUAUGCUAUUUUGCCUACAAGGAUGGAGCCGUGACAAAAGUGUAAUCCAAGUCCUACUCAGUUCAACCAGCUAUUCAGUAUUCGGGCCUGGUUACCGUGGAGACACAGCCAAUUCAUAGGUUUUGGAGUCAAGAGUAGCAAAGGCUUUGUCACGGACCUCCAUCUUUAAGGCCGAGAAAUGUGGUUAGUUUUUUUCGCACAUAUGAUAAAAUUGGCUGAGUUUUAUUCAGUCAGGUUAUACAAAUUCAUAUCUAUUUUAUUGCUUUCCUCUCAGUAACCUGUUUCUUUAGCAUAGCAAAUUUAUAUAUAAAUAUAUAUAUAUAUAUAUAUAUAUAUGAGAAGAAAUUAAAAAUGUAAGAAAAAAAAAAAGAACACAUGCAAAACAGAAAAGGUGUACAAUGUAAAACAAGUAUUUUGUGGUAUGUACAAUUUAAAAAAAAUAAUUUUACACAGAAAAAGAGGUUUUUAAAGAAUAUCGCAUUCUGAAAAUUCAUACUAUGUCUUUGUAAGAGCAAAUAAAACUAUAUUU